Molecule: messenger RNA, 3090 nt
Organism: Juglans microcarpa x Juglans regia
Lineage: Eukaryota; Viridiplantae; Streptophyta; Magnoliopsida; Fagales; Juglandaceae
Product: phosphate transporter PHO1 homolog 1-like
Exons: 14
Coding region: 308-2662 (784 amino acids)
Biological process (GO): phosphate ion transport; cellular response to phosphate starvation
Cellular component (GO): cytoplasm; plasma membrane; trans-Golgi network
Molecular function (GO): inositol hexakisphosphate binding
Source: RefSeq, a predicted model, not a curated record
CAUCCGGUGGUGGCAUGGUCAUAUUCCGGCGAAGCUGACCACCAUACCUUUCAAGUGGGGGGAGCAUAGGACAGUAUAAGUGCAAAGGAUAUUUUAGAAUGUGCUGUAGAGCAUCGGUACGAGCGCAUCAAUCAGUUCCCUCCUUACUUUUCCUUCCCCAUAAAUAAUGUCAUGAUGUGCUUCCAUUGAAACACCCUUACAAGGAAGGCUUCACACAUCAGAUAGAACCACUUCCUUUUCUCUCUCUCAAAAAUCAAGGCAUAGAGUGAGAGUGUGUGUGUGUGAGAGAGAGAGAGAGAGAGAGAAGAUGGUGAAGUUCUCUAAGCAGUUUGAAGGCCAGGUUGUGCCUGAAUGGAAAUACGCUUAUGUUGAUUAUUGGCAACUCAAGAAAGACAUCAAAAAAAUCCAUCUCCCUAACAUUGACAACACACCCACCAAGGAACAGAACAACUAUUUACCCAACACCCUCUUUUCCUCCCUUAUGAACUUCUCUUUAUUUGGCCACCAACAUAGAAACCAUGAAGCAAUUCAUGUUCAUAAGAAACUCUCUUCAUCGGCAAGUAAGGGGGAUAUGUAUGAGACUGAACUGCUUGAUCAGUUUGCGGAUACUGAUGCUACCAAAGAAUUUUUUGCAUGCUUGGACCUGCAACUUAACAAAGUGAAUCAGUUCUACAAAGCAAGGGAGAAAGAGUUCCUGGAUAGAGGGGAGUCCUCCAAGAAACAAAUAGAGAUCCUGCUUGAGCUCAAAACAGCAUUUCAACAACAGGGCAAAGGAGCUAUUGCCUCGGAGGAUUCCUCUAUUUCAUGCACCAUAUCAAGUGAUGAGGAAUCUGUCAAGGACAGAACUGAAGAAGAACAGCUGCAAGACAACAGAGCAGAUGACACAGAGAAAAAUGAUGUCCCAUUUAUGGACUCUCCUAGAUCAGAUGACAUGGGAAAAUCGAUGCGGAUGAAAAAAGAAGAUGAGAAAAUGAGGACACUCUCAGGACCUGUUAUCAAUUGCCAAGGAAAGAACUUGAGGAUAAACAUUCCUCUGACAACACCCUCUCUCACCUUCUCUGCAAUUAGUUAUUUAGUCUGGGAAGAUUUGGUGAAUCCGUCUUCAAGAAAAUGCGGUCCAGAAGGCCGUAAGCUUCAUGUUAACCGAACAACGUUGCAUCAUGCAGAGAAGAUGAUCAGAGGAGCUUUUGUUGAGAUCUACAAAGGGUUAGGCUACCUCAAAUCUUACAGGAACUUGAACAUUCUAGCUUUUAUAAAGAUUUUGAAGAAGUUCGACAAAGUCACUGGAAAACAAGUUCUUCCCAUUUAUCUCAAAGUAGUAGAGAGCUCCUAUUUCAACAGUUCAGACAAGGUGAUGAAAUUAGAGGAUGAAGUUGAAGAACUAUUUAUUAAACACUUUGCCGAAGAAGACCGCAGAAAGGCCAUGAAAUACCUUAAGCCACAACAGCAUAAAGACUCGCACUCUGUUACCUUCUUCAUUGGGCUAUUCACUGGAUGUUUCUUGGCGCUUUUUGCCGGAUAUGUUAUUAUGGCUCGCAUGAUGCAUGUGUACAGACCGGCAUCACAUUCAGUUUACAUGGAGACAGUCUAUCCUGUAUUCAGUAUGUUCAGCCUGCUGUUUUUACACUUCUUUCUGUAUGGCUUGAAUGUUUUUGCAUGGAGAAAGGCUCGUAUAAACUACAGCUUCAUCUUCGAGCUAAAUCCAACCAAGGAGCUUAAGUACAGAGAUGUUUUCUUGAUCUGUACCACCUCACUGACUGCUGUGAUGGGGGUCAUGUUUGUUCAUAUGUCACUAAUAGCUAAAGGGCAUUCUUAUGAGCAAGUCAAAGCUAUCCCUGGUCUUCUGUUAUUGGUCUUCUUGGCUUUACUUGUGUGCCCCUUCAAUAUUUUCUAUCGAUCAAGCCGUUAUCGUUUCCUUAGUGUGAUAAGGAACAUCAUUUUAUCACCUCUCUACAAGGUUGUCAUGCUGGACUUUUUCAUGGCUGAUCAACUAUGUAGUCAGGUGCCAAUGCUCAGAAAUCUAGAAUAUGUGGCGUGUUACUAUAUAACUGGGAGCUAUAAAACCGAGGACUAUAUGCAUUGCAAGGAGGCCAGGCAUUACCGGGAUCUUGUUUAUGCAGUUUCUUUUCUACCAUAUUACUGGAGGGCAAUGCAGUGUGCCCGGCGGUGGUUCGAUGAGGGCCAGACAAGCCACCUUGUCAAUCUAGGCAAAUAUGUAUCAGCCAUGUUCGCAGCAGGAGCAAAAGUGGCCUACGAGAAAGAUGGUGGUGCUGGAUGGCUCUGUCUUCUUGUGGUCAUGUCCAGUGCUGCAACAGUGUACCAAUUGUAUUGGGACUUUGUAAAGGACUGGGGUUUGCUCCAAAUGAAUUCCAAGAACCCCUGGCUUAGGAAUGAAUUAAUGCUUCGGCAAAAGUUCAUUUACUACUUGUCUAUGGGAUUAAACCUUAUUCUCAGGCUUGCUUGGUUGCAAACUGUUCUUCACUCAAAAUUUGAACAUGUUGAUGAUGGAGUCACUUACCUAUUUUUAGCAGCCCUUGAAGUCACUAGGAGAGGGCUGUGGAAUUUUUUCAGGUUGGAGAAUGAGCAUCUAAAUAAUGCAGGCAAGUUUAGAGCAGUUAAGACAAUACCACUUCCUUUUCAUGAAGUGGAUGAGGAAGAUUAAUACCCAUUGGCAACAAUUGCUCAUGGAAUUUGAUUCGGGGGGUCAUAAAUGUUCUUUGGACAAAUACAUCUGAGAAGAACCUCGUUGUCCUCAGUCAAGUCGAUGCAAAAGGACAUCCACUUUAUCCAUUGGUCAUUGGAUUAUGGGAACAAGGUUCAUACUUGAAUACAAAAUUUUUAUUCGACAAUGAAGAGAAAAGUCGUGCAAAAGCACAGUUGUCUUCACAUCUAGUUGACACAAUGUUACAAAUGUCUAUCUUUCUCCUCUGCUCACACAAUACCAAGCUUGAAACAACACAAAUUUGGCAUCCUUCCAAUACACUUGUGGAAAUAAAUCCAUGAAAAACAUGUAAAUUGUUUAUUGAUGGUUAGGAAGUAUUCUGAUCAAAGAUUUGUAGUGCAAAGGAAAAAGUCCAGAUAUUUCCCAAA